Molecule: messenger RNA, 378 nt
Organism: Mercurialis annua (annual mercury)
Lineage: Eukaryota; Viridiplantae; Streptophyta; Magnoliopsida; Malpighiales; Euphorbiaceae
Exons: 1
Coding region: 1-378 (125 amino acids)
Source: RefSeq, a predicted model, not a curated record
AUGGAAGUUAGAAGCUGGCCCUGCAAUUCUGGCAACUUCAACGACAUGGAUACCUUAUACUACUCGAACACUCGAAGAUAUGAUCGGAUAAAUGUUUCCUUCAAUGUGUUGGUAAAUCGCGAACCCAAAAGCAGUUCGGCUCCAAUAUGGCGAUCCCUGUGGCGAAAAAUAAUGAGGGAGAAAAAAAGAUUGUUCGAUUGCUCGUCGAGUAGCGCUGAUCGGAUGCAUUUUUCUUAUGAUGCUUACAAUUAUUCGCAGAAUUUUGAUCAGGGUUCUUCGAUGUGGUCUGAUCCUGAUAAUGUGUCUCGUUCUUUCUCGGCUAGGUUUGCUGUUCCUGCGAGGAUAUUUGAGAAGAGUACUGCAAUGGUUGAUUAUUAG